AUGGAGUCAUUGGGCAACUCAACGGGUUCUCCAGAACCAACUAGGUCGAAAUAUGUUAUCGGUGUCUGUGCGAUGGAUAGCAAAGCUCGGUCUAAGCCUAUGCGUAACAUUUUGAAUAAACUGAUGGCUUCUGGGGAAUUUGAAACUAUUAUAUUCGGAGAUAAAGUCAUAUUAGACGAGGAUGUGGAGAAUUGGCCGGCCUGCGACUUUUUCUUAUCGUUCUUCUCGGUCGGUUUCCCCCUGGAAAAAGCGUGUCGAUAUGUUGACCUGCGGAAACCUUUUUGUGUGAAUGACCUCCCAAUGCAGCAGAUACUGUGGGAUAGGCGUCUUGUCUUGAAUCUGUUGGAUGCAAUUGGUGCUCCCACUCCACGGAGAUUGGUCGCAAGCAGAGAUGGGGGUCCCAAACUGGAUUCUGAAGUCUCUGCCAAGAUACAAAGGUUAUUUGGUGUCAAAAUAGAUAAACCUUGUCCAGAAGCAAUCGUUGAGAUGAUUGACAGAGAUACGAUCGAUGUCAACGGGCAUCUGAUGAGAAAGCCUUUUGUUGAGAAGCCAGUUGAUGGAGAGGAUCAUAACAUUCACAUAUAUUACCCCAAGGAAAUGGGUGGAGGAGGGCGAAGAUUAUUUAGAAAGGUGGCGAAUAAGUCAAGCCAGUUUGAUCCCGAUCUAUAUCUUCCGAGAAUGGAUAAGUCGUAUAUUUACGAGGAGUUUAUGAACGUCGAUAAUGCUGAAGACGUUAAAGUCUACACGAUCGGAUCAUCCUUUGCUCAUGCCGAGACGCGUAAAUCGCCUGUAGUAGAUGGAGUGGUCAGACGCAACACAGAUGGAAAAGAAGUACGCUAUGUUACCACCCUUUCGCCUGAAGAUACAAGGAUGGCGUGUAAUAUCUCGUAUGCGUUCGGCCAGACUGUCUGUGGAUUUGAUCUGCUCAGAGUCAAUGGGCAGUCACAUGUCAUUGACGUAAACGGAUGGUCGUUUGUCAAAGGCAAUGACGACUAUUACGCAAAGUGUGCAGAAAUACUCCGCGCAACGUUCAAAAAUGCCGUACGCAAGCGUAAAGUCAGCAUCGACUCGAUACCAAAGGAACUCAGUAUUGAGAAUUCAUGGAGAUUGAAAUCAUUUAUAUCAGUUUUUAGACACGCGGACAGGACUCCGAAGCAGAAAAUGAAGUUUUCAUUCAAAAGUCAGCCGUUUAUUGAGUUAUUGGAUGGGAGUACCGAAGAGGUGAUAUUAAGGAAAGAAAAAGACCUGUUGAGAGUAACAGAAGCAACAGAGAUGGCCAUUGAGUCGCGUUUGGAGAAUGCGAAUAUACUACAACAGCUAAAACGUAUACUAGAUUUGAAGCGCGAUUUACCUGGUACCAAAGUUCAAGUAAAACCGUCGUAUUCUAAGAAAACAGGAGACUUUGAGAAAUUACAACUGAUAGUUAAAUGGGGAGGAGAGUUUACUCAUUCAGCAAGAUACCAGGCGAGAGAUCUUGGGGAGAAUCUUAGAAAGGAUUUAUUAAUUAUGAAUAAGAGGGUAUUUAACGAUGUGAAGAUAUUUACAAGUUCAGAGAGACGUGUAAGCGCGACAGCUGAAAUCUUUGCACACACAUUCUUGGAUAUUGGGGAUAUUCCUGAAAAUGUUAUUCAGAUUCGCAAAGAAAUGCUUGACGAUAGUAAUGCCGCCAAAGAAGAGAUGGAUGCUGUAAAAAUUCAAAUACACGAUCUUAUUGGAAACGACAAUUUAUACCAAAAGUAUCCUUGGUGGCCUAGAGAUAUGCCUGAGCCUCAAGUGGUAAUUGGGGAGAUUAUUGAAAUGAUGAAAUACCACCAAAGCAUAAUGCAGGAGAAUUAUGCUACAAUGGAUGUCGACAAGAUUCAAUCUCGAUGGUGUUGUAACGAGUCACCUGCUCUCUUCAAAGAGAGAUGGGAAAAACUGUUCAAGGACUUUUGUGACGUGGAUAGAAACAAAUUCGACCCCAGCAAAGUCUCUGAAUUAUAUGAUUCAUUGAAAUAUGAUGCGCUACAUAAUCGACAAUUUUUAGAGACUGUGUUUAGUGAUAAGAAAGACAAGGAUGUCGGUAAAAUAAAGAAACUAUAUCAAUGGGCAAAGUUAAUGUUUGAUCUUGUUGCCCCUCAGGAAUAUGGCGUUGAUGAUAAGGAUAAGAUGGAAAUUGGAUUGUUGACAUCACUGCCGCUGUUGAGGCAAGUAAUUGAAGAUCUCGAGGCGGCAAAGACUUCAACAUCGGAAUGUGGAACACGAUUAUAUUUUACAAAGGAAUCGCAUGUGCACACACUUCUCAAUGUCGUGCUCUUAUCCGGAUUACCUACUAAGAUACCCAAAAACGACGUUCCAGAAUUAGAUUAUUUAACUCAGAUUACGUUUGAAAUGUACGAGAGAAAUCAAGGCUUUUCUGGUGACAAGGAGUACUCCCUGCGAGUAGGUUUCAGUCCCGGUGCGCACGACCCGAACAUCCUUGACUUGCAGUUGGAUGCUCGGCAUUGUCUCAAAGUUGCACCUAGGAAGAACCUCACUGAUCACUUGCCUCUAGACCAGGGACUGUCAUAUUUCAAAAGAUAUUUGAAUGGCUUUAAAGCAGCCUCCAUAGACCAUAAUUUUGAACCAAUGCAAGUAACUAAUCAUCAAAACCCGUCAAGCGCGUAUCCGAGUGCAGCAAUAUGGCGCGAUAGCCCAUAA
Messenger RNA from Paraglomus brasilianum, 2679 nucleotides. The record is from the annotation of a GenBank genome assembly. Lineage: Eukaryota; Fungi; Glomeromycota; Glomeromycetes; Paraglomerales; Paraglomeraceae.